CCUUCCACCCGCAUCCUCUCACUUGUCUGCAUCGCUGUUGCUGUGGAACCUGCUAACAAUGAUAUUCACAGUGGGGCUCCUGCUCUUGGUUCUUGUACCAACAGCUUCUUCUCUUUCCUGCAUAACCUGCUCUGAGAAGAAUGCCACGACUUGCCAAGGACCGAGCAUGCCAUGUAACAAUACCGGGGCACAAUGCGGCUCGUUAUUGGUAUCCAUGACGACAGAUGGACAAACUCUGUGGCAAGUUGGCCGAGGAUGUUUCCAGCAGGAGCAGUGCAACCAACCUAUGGUUUUACGAAUCUAUAACUCCACAGGCAAGCAGGUUGUGUCCUGUUGUUCUGAAGACAAUUGCACUCCCCCUGAUCAAACAUUACCAGUCGAUAACAACCAGCCCAACGGCAUAACCUGCCCAACCUGUUUUUCCGUACAACCUAACGACUGUUCUACCGGGGAUACGAUAAAUUGUGCCGGAGAUGAGACCCAGUGCUUCUCACAAACCUUUACUGUGUCAGCAGGACCCCCAACAGGAGUGACUGCAGUCUCUUUACAAGGUUGCGCCAAUGGAAAUCUCUGCACGUACGGCAAUUACACCCUGAGCAGCGCAUCAUAUAACGUAACCAACAGCAUUUUCUGCUCCAAUAUUACUAGCAACUCAACCGCCAAUGGGAACGCUGGAAACUCAACGAGCUAUUUUACAACCCCCAAUGGGAACACUGGAAACACGAUGAGUUAUUCUGCAACCACCAAUGGAAAUGAUAUAAAUGCAGCCGGGCCCUUUGAUGCCAAUAACACCAUGGGAUAUACAUCUAACACUCCCGUUACUGUCAGUAGUGAUAUUAAGGAUGAGAAUCCUGCUGAUGGCUGCAGUGGACUUCAGGGCCACGUUCUAUUGCCUGCCGCUGCUCUGCUUCUACUGAUGAACCUGUUAUCGUAAACACAGUCAGGGCCCGUGAAUAAUGCCCCAGGGUGGGUACAAUCUGUCGGAAUCAAUAGCAUCCAAUCAGAACUCUGCUAUAAUUAAGGUCUUAGACCAGUCAAAGCAC
Molecule: messenger RNA, 1043 nt
Organism: Xenopus tropicalis (tropical clawed frog)
Lineage: Eukaryota; Metazoa; Chordata; Amphibia; Anura; Pipidae
Product: phospholipase A2 inhibitor and Ly6/PLAUR domain-containing protein-like
Exons: 5
Coding region: 59-934 (291 amino acids)
Cellular component (GO): extracellular region
Source: RefSeq, a predicted model, not a curated record